GUCUUUCCUUGAAGCUUUCUCUUCCGUCUCUCCAUCUCUCCAUCUCCCCAUCUCUCGCCCCACUGAACCCGCAAUCUCCUUCCAUUCAUCAUGGCCCCCCCAGAGAGCACUCAUUUCGAGACUCUGCAGCUUCACGCUGGUCAGGAGCCAGACCCUGCCACCAACGCACGAGCUGUGCCCAUCUAUGCCACCACGAGCUUCACUUUCAAUGACUCCGCCCACGGCGCCAGGCUGUUUGGCCUCCAGGAGUCUGGAAACAUCUACAGCCGGAUCAUGAAUCCCACUGUCGAUGUCUUCGAGAAGCGAUUGGCGGCCCUGGAGGGUGGAGCCGCCGCUGUCGCAGCAAGUUCUGGUCAGGCGGCCCAGUUCAUGGCCAUUGCAGCAUUGGCACAUGCCGGGGACAAUAUCGUCUCAACGACCAACCUCUACGGCGGAACCUACAACCAAUUGAAAGUCUUCCUCCCGAGACUGGGCGUCGAGACCAAGUUCGUGAAUGGAGACAAGGCAGAGGAUUUCGCGGCAGCAAUUGACGAGAAGACCAAGGCUGUAUACAUUGAAAGCAUUGGGAACCCAAAGUACAACAUCCCAGACUUUGAGGCAAUUGCUAAGGUAGCACAUGAACAUGGCGUUCCACUUGUUGACAACACUUUCGGAGCUGGUGGAUACUUCGUUCGUCCCAUCGACCACGGUGCCGAUAUUGUCGUUCAUUCAGCCACGAAAUGGAUUGGUGGUCAUGGUACAACAAUUGGAGGUGUGGUCAUUGAUGCAGGGAAGUUCGACUGGGGCAAGCAUGGCAAGCGAUUUCCGCAGUUCGUCGAGCCGUCUCCAGGCUACCAUGGAUUGAAAUUCUGGGAGGCAGUUGGUCCAAUCGCAUUCGCUGUUCGGGUCCGAGUCGAGGUUCUUCGUGAUUUAGGAAGAAGCACUCUCAACCCAUUCGCUGCCUUCCAACUCAUUCAAGGUAUCGAGACGCUGAGCUUGCGUGCCGAGCGUCAUGCACAGAAUGCCCUGACCUUGGCUCGAUGGCUCGAGAAGAACCCCCAUGUCUCUUGGGUUUCGUAUCCUGGCCUCGAGAGCCAUCCUUCUCAUGAACUUGCUAAGCGAUACCUCAAAAGGGGAUUUGGCGGUGUUCUAAGCUUCGGUGUAAAGGGUGGCGGAGCUGCUGGUAGCCAGGUUGUUGAUGGCUUCAAGUUAAUUUCCAACCUGGCCAAUGUUGGUGAUUCCAAGACACUCGCCAUUCACCCAUGGUCUACCACCCAUGAGCAGCUGACCGAAGAAGAGAGGAUUGCUUCCGGUGUUACUGAGGAUCUCAUCCGUAUCUCCGUCGGCACAGAAUACAUUGACGAUAUCAUCGCCGAUUUCGAACAGUCGUUCAAAGCAGCGGCGGCAGCGAAGACCACCGGCGGGGAGGAGAAGAACGUGGUAGUUACAGGCAGCUCUGAUGCAGAUGCCAAACUGGUUGUCUAAUCUCGUUUUGUCGUAUUCUGAUUCGAAAGUUUCAUCACUAUACCACUUCUGCGGCAUCCAAAAUUCAUGGGGAUGGCUCGAUUGAUAUUUGAGGCGC
This is a messenger RNA of Amorphotheca resinae ATCC 22711, 1561 nucleotides long. RefSeq lists its product as hypothetical. Gene Ontology annotation, molecular function: transferase activity, transferring alkyl or aryl (other than methyl) groups; pyridoxal phosphate binding. The transcript has 6 exons. NCBI's taxonomy places the organism in Eukaryota, Fungi, Ascomycota, Leotiomycetes, Helotiales, Amorphothecaceae. The record is from RefSeq and is a predicted model, not a curated record. Gene Ontology annotation, biological process: transsulfuration. Bases 91 to 1464 code for a protein of 457 amino acids.